UCUUAGAGAACGUGAUUUGCGCAUGCGCUGCAGCGAGUUACCGCCGACCGAGUGAAUUGUUCGUUGGAUAUACCUGGCGCUCCCAGACUGCCCUGCGCCCCGGGAUAACCGGGCCUUCCGUCCGUCACCGGCAGCAGCGGAGCCCUCAGAGAGCCCCAGUUUACAGGGAGUCGGGAAUUAACUCCGGACCGAGGCCUAAAGGAACCCCAGCAGGGCCCCUUGCACUGGACGGGGGCCACAAGAGUUCUACUGUAGCUCCUCAGGUCUCCCCUGUACUGCUGAUGGGCCCCGGCACUUCUUGUGCUGAGGACAUUGGAGGGGCCCCUGGUGUAUAAGUGUGACUGGAGCUCUCUGUGUGGUCCAGGGGCCCCUUAUUACAUCGGCUGCUUGUAGGGCCCCGACCUGAGGACUGUUCUGUUUAUGGGCCCCUGCCUUCACCUGACCUUGGACUUCCACAACUGACAUGGCAGCUGCAGCCGCUGAACCCGCGGGGGGCACCAGCCCAGCUGGCUGCGGUCUAUGCUGUGGUCUGGGCGCUCUCGUCUCCCGCAGAGGAGCACCCACCAUGAAGAGGAGCACCCAGUCUGAGGGCAGCAUAGGGUUGCCCGGUUCUUCGUCUCAGGCGGGAGCGCUCACCAUGAAGAAGAUUGGGCACAGAGGUGUGGACUCUACAGGGGAGACCACGUAUAAGAAGACCACAUCGUCCGCUCUUAAAGGUGCCAUACAGCUGGGGAUCACCCACACGGUGGGCAGCCUCAGCACCAAGCCUGAGAGAGACGUCCUCAUGCAGGAUUUCUAUGUGGUCGAGAGCAUAUUCUUCCCUGGCGAGGGCAGCAACCUGACGCCUGCCCAUCACUACCACGACUUCCGCUUCAAGACCUACGCCCCUGUGGCUUUCCGUUACUUCAGGGAGCUUUUCGGCAUUCGGCCGGAUGAUUAUCUGUACUCGCUCUGUAACGAGUCCCUCAUUGAGCUGUCUAAUUCUGGGGCCAGCGGAUCGCUCUUCUACGUGUCCGGAGACGACGAGUUCAUCAUCAAGACGGUUCAGCACAAGGAGGCCGAGUUCCUGCAGAAGUUACUGCCUGGAUACUACAUGAACCUGAACCAGAACCCCCGCACCCUGCUGCCCAAGUUCUACGGACUGUACUGCGUCCAAGCCGGAGGCAAGAACAUCCGCAUCGUGGUGAUGAAUAAUCUGCUCCCCCGCUCCGUGAAGAUGCACCUGAAGUACGACCUGAAGGGCUCCACCUACAAGAGGCGCGCCUCCCCCAAGGAGCGGGAGAAGAGCUUCCCCACCUACAAGGACCUGGACUUCAUGCAGGACAUGCCUGACGGACUCUUCCUGGACCUCGACAUGUUCAGCGCCCUGUGCAAGACCAUCCAGAGGGACUGUCUGGUUCUGCAGAGCUUCAAGAUCAUGGACUACAGCUUACUGGUGGGCGUCCACAAUAUGGACCACGCACAGAGGGAGCAUACCGUGGUGGACGGCCAGACGCAGGCCGAUACGCGGAAACCGGCUGCACAGAAGGCACUCUACUCCACCGCUAUGGAAUCCAUCCAGGGCGAGGCUCGGCGAGGGGGCCCCAUAGAGACAGACGAUCAGAUGGGCGGUAUUCCAGCUCGUAAUGCGAAAGGAGAGCGUCUGCUGCUGUACAUCGGGGUCAUCGACGUCCUGCAGUCCUACAGGUUCAUUAAGAAGCUGGAGCACUCCUGGAAGGCGCUAGUCCACGAUGGGGACACGGUCUCGGUUCACAGGCCCGGCUUCUAUGCCGAACGUUUCCAGCGCUUCAUGUGUAACACGGUGUUCAAGAAAGUCCCACUCAAAGCCUCACCCUCCAAGAAGAGCCGGAUCAUGCCAGGCAUCACCCGCAGGGCCACCCAGCCUGCGGUGCCCUCUCAGCUACAACUGACAGGAGAGAGCAAGCAGUACCUGAGCCCAGAGCCCGAUCAGGAAGGUCCCUAUGGACGACCUGACGUGCUGCCCCGCACCCCUCCCGUAGAUGAAGCUGCCAGUGACUCCCUAGCCACCACUCUGUCCACAUCGUCUUUAGGCAGUGGAGGGUUAAACUCCCCGGCACACAGGGCGGUCGGUGUAGAAGUCCACAAAUCAGAGACGACCGAGAACGAGUCGAGCACAAGAGAGAGGACGGCUGACUCUGGUGCACACCCCGGAGAGGAGGAGGAGGAAGAGGAGGCGCUGGAUGCCAGUCAGAUUGAGACAGAGAUCUGUUUUUGAUGGGACUUGCUGCCACCUCUCUUGCGUGAGCGUCCAGGACACUGUAUUAUUGGACAUUGGGGGGCCUGGAGCCCCCGAUGAAUGUUACAAGUGGGGGGCCCCCCCUCACACCGCCUUAUGUGCAGUCUCCCCGACUUCCUAGAUGGUAUUUUUGGAGCAGACUGACGGUUUACGGACUUUGUGCUGUUCUUCAUGCUGCGUUGAGUAAACUUGGACCAAAAACUGAAAAGCGUUUGCUGCCUACGUUACCUGUGCCAGAAGAAAGGACCCCACCCCCCUCCUGUGCCAACUGACCUGUGCCCGGGCAUUGACUUUACAUGUAAUGAGAAGUGCAGCAGCGGGUCAGAACGGUGCAUCGCCCUCUACAGCCCCCAAUGACAAUGUAUUUAUUUAGCCUUAUCCUCAGUGCUGCCCCCAUGAGGUGGUACCUCCACAUUGCAGGGGGUCUCACAGCUCAAUCCGUGCUGUGGAGGGUGGAGACCCCCUGCGCUGCUGCACCUUCUCUUUUAUAUAUUCGCUUAAUUCUUACCUUCUGGUGUUUUUACUAUUUAUGAGAGUUUUAUUUAAGUCUAUAGCCUGUGCGGGGGCAGGGCACAUAAACCGAGACCUGACAAC
Molecule: messenger RNA, 2851 nt
Organism: Bufo gargarizans (Asiatic toad)
Lineage: Eukaryota; Metazoa; Chordata; Amphibia; Anura; Bufonidae
Product: phosphatidylinositol 4-phosphate 5-kinase type-1 alpha-like
Exons: 17
Coding region: 464-2236 (590 amino acids)
Biological process (GO): phosphatidylinositol metabolic process
Molecular function (GO): phosphatidylinositol kinase activity
Source: RefSeq, a predicted model, not a curated record